Molecule: messenger RNA, 2978 nt
Organism: Drosophila miranda
Lineage: Eukaryota; Metazoa; Arthropoda; Insecta; Diptera; Drosophilidae
Product: sister chromatid cohesion protein PDS5 homolog A-like
Exons: 13
Coding region: 233-2896 (887 amino acids)
Biological process (GO): mitotic sister chromatid cohesion; DNA repair
Cellular component (GO): chromatin; nucleus
Source: RefSeq, a predicted model, not a curated record
AAUGCCCUGCAAAAGUUCUUCUUUUUUAACAACAUACGCGCCGCUCAAAAAUAACCAAGACGUUGGAACAUGUGUAAAUAAACGUCCAUUCCAAAGUUAUUUGCAGUGAUUUCGUUUGUGUGCACCAAAAAGAAGCGGCUGAAAAUUGGCAAAGAAUUGUACCGCCGCUGCCCGUUGUGAAGAAAAAUCAGCGCCUGCCGAUUUCCGUCCUGUCCGGCUUCAGUGGGUGAGGAUGACGGACAUUGUUUAUCCGAACGGCUGUCGGCCAUUGGUGGAAGACCUGGGCACAGACGAGCUCAUACGCCGCCUUAAGACACUCGCCAAUGUCCUGCAGACCAUGGACCAGGAUGACAAUCUCUAUCAACAAUAUAUACCAUUGGCACUCCACCUGCUGGACGACUUCUUUAUGCAGCAUACAUCCCGCGAUGUCCAACUGCUGAUAGCGUGCUGCAUAGCGGAUGUAAUGCGCGUAUAUGCGCCUGAGGCCCCCUACAAAGAGCAAGAUCAAAUCAAAAGCAUUUUCAAGUUUUUUAUCAAACAAUUGCACGGUCUAAAGGAUCCCCGCGAUCCGUCCUUCAAGCGUUACUUUUAUCUAUUGGAGAACUUAGCCUUUGUCAAGUCUUUCAACAUGUGCUUCGAGCUCGAGGACUGCCAGGAAAUCUUCCACGACCUGUUUAGUACCAUUUUUAAAAUUGUGAACGAUCAGCACAGUGCCAAGAUCACAAACUUUUUCCUGGACGUGCUAAGUGCCCUGAUAACCGAGGCUGACAAUUUGUCCGUGGAUCUUCUGGACCUCUUACUGAUUAACAUAGUGAAACCAAAUAAAUCAAGCAACAGAUGUGCUGCACAUAUAACCGAUCAACUGCUCGCCAAGACCGGUGACGCAUUGGAGUCCCCAAUCAAAAUGUUCUUUAACCGUGCAUUGGUCAUGGAUAAGCCGAACAACAAACUGUCUAUUACAAACAAAAUCUAUGAUAUCAUCUAUGAGCUUAAUCGCAUCAAUCCCGAUCUUCUGUACUCCGUGCUGCCCCAAUUGGAGAACAAACUACUGUCCACUGAUGAUGCAGAAAGGCUGAAAGCCACCACGUUGCUGUCGCGCAUGUUCUCCGAGAAGGACUCGCAGCUGUCGCAGAAAUAUCAAAACCUGUUACGCACCUUCUUGGGCCGCUUCUGCGAUAUCUCGGAGGCAGUGCGUGUCAAGUGCGUACAAUCGUCCAUGCAUUUUCUUCUAAAUCACCCACAUCUGGAACCUGAUAUAACGGAAAAGUUGCGCCUGCGUAAUCACGAUUUGGACGAAAAUGUGCGCCACGAAGUGGUCAUGGCCAUUGUGGCGACGGCCAAGAGGGAAUUCAGCGUAGUAAUAGAGGCGCCCGAACUACUCGAGAUUGUGCGCGAGCGGACGCUGGACAAAAAAUACAAGAUUCGACGAGACGCCAUGAAUGGCCUGGCCUACAUCUACAAAGUGGCCAUCUGCGAACCAAAUGACUUGAGUGCUGAUGCCAAGCAGAGAGUGGACUGGAUCAAGAACAAGAUACUGCACGGCUACUACAAGGUGGGUCUGGAGGAUCGCCUGCUAGUAGAGCGUUUGCUUAUCACCUCAUUGGUUCCCUACAAACUGGCGCCCGAGGAGCGCAUGAAGAAACUGUACCAUCUGCUGGGCGAUCUUGAUGCGAAUGCAACCAAGGCCUUUGUUGAACUGCAAAAGAAUCAAAUGAAGACACGCAACACGGUUAGCGAUUGGAUCAAGCUGCAUCACUCCAAGGAGUUUACUCCCCGGGUGCUCGGUCAACUGGCUGUUAAACAGACCACCAUUGCCAAAUCAGCGCCUGCCGAUUUCCGUCCUGUCCGGCUUCAGUGGGUGAGGAUGACGGACAUUGUUUAUCCGAACGGCUGUCGGCCAUUGGUGGAAGACCUGGGCACAGACGAGCUCAUACGCCGCCUUAAGACACUCGCCAAUGUCCUGCAGACCAUGGACCAGGAUGACAAUCUCUAUCAACAAUAUAUACCAUUGGCACUCCACCUGCUGGACGACUUCUUUAUGCAGCAUACAUCCCGCGAUGUCCAACUGCUGAUAGCGUGCUGCAUAGCGGAUGUAUUGCGCGUAUAUGCGCCUGAGGCCCCCUACAAAGAGCAAGAUCAAAUCAAAUGCAUUUUCAAGUUUUUUAUCAAACAAUUGCACGGUCUAAAGGAUCCCCGCGAUCCGUCCUUCAAGCGUUACUUUUAUCUAUUGGAGAACUUAGCCCUUGUCAAGUCUUUCAACAUGUGCUUCGAGCUCGAGGACUGCCAGGAAAUCUUCCACGACCUGUUUAGUACCAUUUUUAAAAUUGUGAACGAUCAGCACAGUGCCAAGAUCACAAACUUUUUCCUGGACGUGCUGAGUGCCCUGAUAACCGAGGCUGACAAUUUGUCCGUGGAUCUUCUGGACCUCUUACUGAUUAACAUAGUGGAACCAAAUAAAUCAAGCAACAGAUGUGCUGCACAUAUAACCGAGCAACUGCUCGCCAAGACCGGUGACGCAUUGGAGUCCCCAAUCAAAAUGUUCUUUAACCGUGCAUUGGUCAUGGAUAAGCCGAACAACAAACUGUCUAUUACAAACAAAAUAUAUGAUAUCAUCUAUGAGCUUAAUCGCAUCAAUCCCGAUCUUCUGUACUCCGUGCUGCCCCAAUUGGAGAACAAACUACUGUCCACUGAUGAUGCAGAAAGGCUGAAAGCCACCACGUUGCUGUCGCGCAUGUUCUCCGAGAAGGACUCGCAGCUGUCGCAGAAAUAUCAAAACCUGUUACGCACCUUCUUGGGCCGCUUCUGCGAUAUCUCGGAGGCAGUGCGUGUCAAGUGCGUACAAUCGCAUGAAUGGCCUGGCCUACAUCUACAAAGUGGCCAUCUGCGAACCAAAUGACUUGAGUGCUGAUGCCAAGCAGAGAGUGGACUGGAACAAGAACAAGAUACUGCACGGCUACUACAAGGUGGGUCUGGAGGAU